Peniophora sp. CBMAI 1063 is the source of this 1662-nucleotide messenger RNA. The record is from the annotation of a GenBank genome assembly. Lineage: Eukaryota; Fungi; Basidiomycota; Agaricomycetes; Russulales; Peniophoraceae.
AUGCAGCAUCUCCUUGCACUAGUAGCCCUCUUUAUUCUAUCCACGAAAGCCCAGGCGCACGCCUCACCCGUCGUUGAACUCGACAAUGGCACAUUUACGGGCCUAUCCACGCAGAACGGCACGUCAGCCUUUUUAGGCAUACCCUAUGCACUUACUCCCAUCGGUGAUCUUCGCAUGCGACCUCCCGCUCCCAAUGGGCCGUAUUUAGGAUCAUACAACGCGACGGCAUUUGGCGCACCAUGCAUCUUCCAGAACAUCACAAACGUCUCUCCUGAGUCCAUAGCUCCCAGUGCAACGAGUGCCUGGAACACCUAUGUAGGGUUCUACGACCCGAUACUUCAGUCGAUCGAGGGUAGUGAGGACUGUUUGACCGUCAAUGUCUGGGCUCCCGAAAACGCUACCACCAACUCAAAGUUGCCUGUUCUCUUCUUCCUUUAUGGCGGCGGCUUUGAAGUCGGAUUCAGCAUUGCGUACGACGGCAAUGUCAUUGCCGCGCGAUCCAUCGAGCUCGGGGAGCCUGUGGUAGCUGUCUCCAUUAACUAUCGCGUCUCCGCCCUUGGAUUCCCCGCUGGUAAAGAGGCUCGUGAAGCGGGCGUAGGUAACUUGGGACUCCGCGAUCAACGUCUCGGUUUGCGCUGGGUUCAGCAGUACAUCGGCGCGUUUGGUGGUGAUCCCACCAAGGUCAUGUUAUGGGGCGGAAGCGCUGGCGCCAUCUCAACAGGUUUACAGAUGCUCACGAAUGGAGGAGAUACAGAGGGACUCUUCCGUACGGCGUUCAUGUCAUCAGGCGGUGCUCUCCCUACAGGUACCGUCGAAAAUGUGCAAGAUCGCUGGGACAACUUUGUGACCAUUGCUGGCUGCGGCUCCUUCCUCGGUGGCAGCAGCGUCUUUGACUGCUUGCGCAACGCCUCGCUCGAGGCUAUACUGGCCGGACAGGACGCGAGUGGCAGUGUCUUCGGGUACUAUGGUACUGAUGUGGCGUGGCUACCGUCGGCCGACGGGGACUUCUUGCUCGCUCCUCCGCAGGAGCUCGUUAGAAGUGGUAGCGUCGCUGACAUCCCAUUCGUCACAGGUGAUUGCGACGAUGAGGGGACUUUAUUCUCUCUGGGCAACAGCAAUAUUAGCACGUCCGAGGAGCUCGAGACCUACUUCAGCGAUCUCAUCUUCCCGACAGCGAGCAAAUCGGACAUUGAUGAGCUUCUCGCCGCAUACCCCGACGAUCCCGCGUUAGGCUCUCCAUUCGACACAGGCUUGAACAAUACUAUCACCCCAGAGUUCAAGCGCAUCUCUGCCAUCAUGGGUGACGUGGUCUUUCAAGCGCCUCGGCGGCUACUCUUGCAACAGCGCGCAGGCAAACAGCCUGCGUACUCGUAUCUGUGGAAAGGCGGGAAGGAGACGCCUGUCAUUGGUGCUCAACACACGAAUGAUAUGACAUCCAUCUACGCAGGUGGCGAGAUCCUGGACUACUUAAUCCACUUCGCAGUCACUCUCGAUCCGGGAUCAGGUGGCGGCGGGCUCCUAGAGUGGCCGCUCUAUACGCUCGAGUCGAAGGAGCUGAUGACCUUCCUCGAUGGUGAGGUGCCGCUUGCUAUCACGAAGGACGACUAUCGCGAGGAGGCUAUGGAGGUUGUACUCCGGUUCAACGCGAAGAACCCGCUAUGA